AUGGUUUCACUCGUUGCAAAGGUUAAAAAUGUCACAAGUGCUGAUUCAUUCAUUUUAAUCCCGUCCAAAACUAAUCAAUUCCCUGUUCCUGAAAGAUUAUUAACUUUAUCUAACGUCAAACCAAUUCGUGAUUUUGAAUCAAAAGAAUAUGUUAGAAAUUUAUUAAUUGGUAAGGAAAUUAAAUUCACAGUUGAAAAUAAAGUCAAUAAUCGUGAAUUUGGAGAUAUUUCAAGUCCUAUAUUUAGUUCAUUAAUUGAGUAUUUAUUAGAAAAUGGUAUUGUUAAAUUAAGAGACGCAUUACAUGAUGAAUCUGAAAAAGUACAAAUUUUGAAAAAAAUAGAAAAUGAAGCUAAGAAUAAGAAAGUUGGGUUAUGGGGUAAAUCUAAAUCAUAUGAAUCAAUUGAAUUGACUGAAGAUGUCAUAUUAAAGUCUCAAAAAACUCCAAUUAGAGUCAUUGUAGAUAAAGUUAUAAAUGGAGAUAGAAUUGUAGGUACUUUAGUUGAUGGAAAUCAUUUAGUCAAUUCUACAUUCUUAUUAGCUGGAUUAAAAUGUCCAAGAACUGAUGAUACUACAAACACAACCGUUGCUCAACAUGCUAAGAAAUUUGUUGAAGAUAAAUUAUUAACUACAAAAGUUGAAUUAACAACAACGAUAAUUGGAACCAAUCAAAAUGGAUUACCUUUAAUCUUAAUUAAUCAUCCUUCAGGUAACAAUAUAAUUGAAAAAGAAUUAGAAUUAGGUUAUGGUGAAAUUGUAGAUUGGCAAUCUUCAUUAAUUGGAUCGAAAAUAAUGAGUCAAUUUAGAAAAGCUGAACAAACUGCAAAAGCAUUAGGUAAAGGAAUAUAUGCAACUGCCACCGCAAAAACUACCACAACUACAAUUAAAGGAUUAAAACCUGGUAUUACUAUUGAUAAUGUUAUUAUUGCAAAAGUUGUAUCUGCUGAUACUUUAAUAAUUAGAUUAAAAGAUGAUUCAGAAUAUACUGUUCAAUUAGCAUCACUUAGAGCACCAAAACCAAAUGAUACAACCACAACUUCAGAUCAUUUGAAACAACAAUCAUUAGUUGCAACAGCUAAAGAUUUUGUUAGAAAUCAAGUGAUUGGUAAAUCUGGAAGUAUAUAUAUUGAUGGUUUCCGUUCGGAAAAUAAAGAUUUGAAUCUUGAAGCCAGAUUUUUAAUCAGUUUCAAGUAUGGAAAAGAUGAAGAUUUAAGUGAAUUAAUUGUUAAAAAUGGUUUUGCUACGGUUAUAAAACAUAAUAAAGCUACAACAAAUGAAAGAUCAAUGAAUUGGGAUAAAUUGAUUGAAUUAGAAGAGGUUGCAAAAUCUCAAAAGAAAGGUCAAUAUGGUGAUUUAAAUAAAUUACAAAUUAAUGGUAGGGUAAUUGAUGCUUCUGAAAAUUUGACAAAGUCAAAAACAUUCUUUAAUGGAUUUAAACAAAAGGGUAGAAUAUCUGGAUUCCAUGUUGAAUAUAUUCCAAAUGGUACUAGAUUAAAAUUAUACAAUCCAAAAGAAGGUACUAAAUUAACUUUAAUUCUUGGUGGGUUAUCAAAUGCAAAAUCUGAUCAAUUAGAAGACGCAGUUUCAUAUUUGAAUAAGAAAUAUUUACAAAAAAAUAUCGAAUUUGAAAUUUAUGAUAUGGAUAAACUUGGUGGUUUUAUUGGUAAUGUUUUCAUUAAUUCAAAUAGUUUAUCACCUAUUCAAAUUAAUUUAGUAGAGUUGGGUCAUGUCAGAUUACAUGAAUUUGCAGUCAAUUCAAAUCCAUUCGUUAAUGAAUUAAUCAAAGCUGAAGAUGCAGCAAAAGAACAACAUAAAGGUAUAUGGAAAGAUUAUAAUGAAGAAGAAAUAAAACAACAAAAUAAUGAAAACAAAUUAAAUGAAUUAAACUUGGGUCAAGAAUCUCAAAAACCAAAAUUCUUUGACAUUGAAGUAGUUGAGAUAAAUGAAUUUGGAGUUAUUUCAUUCCAUAAUUUAGAUUCUAAAAUUCAAGAAUCUUUCAGAACUUUCAAAACUCAAUUCCAACAAUUUCAUUCUCAACCACCAUCUGCAAGUUCAAAAUCUGAUUCACCAUUUAAUUUAACUAAACCACCAAAGAAGAAUGAAUUAGUAAGUGCUAAAUUUAAAGAAGAUGGGAAAUAUUACAGAGCUAAAGUUUUGAAUUAUGAUAAAUCUACACAAAAAUUUGAAAUUAAACAUGUUGACUUUGGUAACAUCGAUAAGGUAUCAUUAAGAGAAUUAAGAAGUUUACCUGAAAAAUUCAAUACUGUUAAAAUUGCACCAUUUGCACAUACUACAAUCUUACAAUCCUUAAAAUUACCACCUUCUAAACCAACAGAUUAUUUAACUGAUGCUAUAUAUGCAUUGGAAGAUUUGUUAUAUGAUAAAAAAUUAGUCAUUAAUGCAUUACCUAGCUCAAAAGAAGGUAUUGAAUACGAAUCAAUCAUAUAUGAUUCUGAUAAAUCUGUUAAAGAUCCAGACUACACAAUUAAUAAACAAUUGGUUCAAGAUGGAUGGGCAAUAGUUGAUGAAAAAGUUAACAAUAGUUAUACUAAUGAAUUAAAAACCUUACAAUCGAAAGCUAAAUCUUCCCAUCUUGGUUGUUGGGAAUUUGGUGAUAUUUCAUUUGAAGAUGAAAGUUUAUUAAGGUAA
Molecule: messenger RNA, 2646 nt
Organism: Insectozyma verbasci
Lineage: Eukaryota; Fungi; Ascomycota; Pichiomycetes; Serinales; Debaryomycetaceae
Source: the annotation of a GenBank genome assembly